GUUGGGGCCGUUACCCGUGGAGCUUUGCUGGUGGGGUGUUGCUGGCCAGGCAGCAGCAGCAUGGGGCUGCUCCUGGUGCUGGGGGCCGUGCUGCUGGCUGUGCUGUGUCCACGAGCGUCGUCCCAAAUCACAACCCCGCUGCGACUGCCCCCCAACGUGACGGGACUGUCGGACACGCUGUCCUACGUCCUCACGGUGGAGGGGAAGCCGUACACCAUCCACCUCCAGAAGCAUCUCUUUCUACCUGAUGAUUUUAGGAUUUAUGUGUCAGAUGAGUCAGGGUCCUUGAUGUCUGAUUCGACCCAUAUCAAGGGUGACUGCUACUACCGUGGCUCCAUCGAGGGCGUCCCUGGUUCAGCAGUGACCCUCAGCACCUGUGCAGGGCUCAGGGGCCUGCUGCAGUUCCACAACGCCAGCUACGGGAUCGAGCCGCUGGGCUCCUCGCCCACCUUCGAGCACUUCGUUUAUCGGAUGAGCAACGAGAACACAGCGGGGUUCCUGUUCGCACAGAGCCACCCCAGGGCUGCGGGAGGAGGGCUGCAGGAGCCACCAUCAGAAGCAGCACAGUCACCCAAGUACAUCGAGGUGUACGUAGUUCUGGACAAGGCUUUGUACUGCUUUUUGGGCUCAGACCGGAAUGCUGUGACACAGAAGAUGAUCCAGGUUUUCAAUUUUGUGAACAGUAUCUUUAAUGCCCUGAACGUGACCGUGGUGCUGUCCUCCCUGGAGCUCUGGGUGCAGCAGAACAAAAUCCCGACAGCCGGGGCAGUGGAUGAGCUUCUGCAGCGGUUCCUGCAGUGGAAGCAGUCGCACCUGACUCUGCAGCCACACAACGUGGCCUGUCUGUUUGUGUACAGGGACCAGGCGGACUUCGUGGUUGCAGCAUCUCCGGGCACGCUGUGUCACAGCGAUGCAUCUGGCGCCGUGGCCGUGCUGCAGCGCGCCGUGACGCUGGAGUCGUUCUCCGUCCUCCUGGCGCAGCUGCUGGGGCGCAGCCUGGGCAUGGGCUUCGACGACGGCCGAGGCUGCCGCUGCCCCACGCGAGCCUGCAUCAUGGAGUCAGCAGCACUCGGGCACGGCUGCGAGCACGGCACCGGCUACUGCUACCAUGGGCACUGCCAGUCCGCCGAGCUGCAGUGCCAGCGGCUCUACGGGAGAGGUUCGAGGAGCGCUCCCGUGGUGUGCUACGAGGAACUGAACAGCCAGCGGGACAGAUUUGGGCACUGCGGGUACCACCCCCGGCACGGCUACAGGGCCUGCGCGUGGAGGAACCUGCGCUGCGGGAAGCUGAUCUGCACGUACCCGCACAGCACGCCACUCGACACGGGCACCGCUGCCGUCGUUUAUGCCCGAGUGCGCGAGCACUUGUGUGUCUCCCUGGAUUUCCUGAAGCCACCGGCAAGGCUGGACUCUCUGCUGGUCCCGCCGGGCACCAAGUGUGGCUCCGAAAAGGUGUGCAUCAACAACACGUGCCAUCCGCACUCCGUGCUGGGCUACGACUGCAGCAGCGAAGUGCAAUGCCACGGCCACGGGGUGUGCAACAACCGCCGGCACUGCCACUGCCACCCGGGCUGGAAACCGCCCGACUGUCGCCAGCGCGGGUCGCGCCUCGGGGGCAGCGUGGACAGCGGCGUGCAGCUGCCGCAGCUCGGUGAGCACGGGGCGGGGAGGACGCUGCGGGGCCGCCCGGUCCCAGCCUCGCUCUUUCUCUCUCUUUUUCUUUCUUCCCAGGGCCCCUGCAGCAGCGGGCGCAGCUGCGCGCGGCGCGGAUGGGAGCGCUGCUGGCCGCCUGCCUGCUGCUGCCCGCCGUGCCCGUGGCCGUGCUGCUGCUCGUGCUGUGCCGGGAGCUGCGGGCCCGCCGGCGUGCGAGCGGAGGGCGAUUCACAAGUGCCUUUGCACAUCACGGUUCCCCAGCGGGUACUCUCAGAUACAAGUGGAGAGACGGACACGCUGUCCUACGUCCUCACGGUGGAAGGGCGGCCGUACACCAUCCACCUGAAGCAGCAAUUCUUUCUACCUACUGAUUUCACCAUUUAUACAUACAAUGAGACAGGAUCGUUGCGCUCUGAUUCACCCCUUAUCAAGGGCGACUGCUACUACCACGGCUACAUCGAGGGCGUUCCUGGCUCAGCAGUGACGCUCAGCACCUGCGCGGGGCUCAGGGGCCUGCUGCAGUUCCACAACGCCAGCUAUGGGAUCGAGCCGCUGGGCUCCUCGCCCUCCUUCCAGCACGUGGUCUAUCCCCUGGGCAGCGGGGCUGCAGCGGGGGCCCUGCUCCCACACGGCCACACCGGGGGCGGGAGGGAUGCGCUGGCCGCUGACAGCGGCUCCAACACAGCACACCCAGCUCUGAAGCUGCUGUCCAAGCACCGCAGGGAGAUGUUGCUCCGCGUCAUUUUGGAAAGGAGUUUGUACAGGCACCUGGGGGGCGACCAAUACCUCGUGUCGGGGAGGGUGGUUCAGCUCAUCAGCUUUCUCGACAGCAUGUUCAGCUCCUUGAACGUGACCGUGACGCUGUCCUCCAUGGAGGUCUGGAGGUCCAGGAACAAGAUUCACACCGCGGGCCCUGGAGAAGCGGUGCUGCUGCGCUUCCUGGAUUGGAAGAAGAGCAGCGCUCUCCAGCGGCCCCACGAAGUGCCCUACCUGCUGAUGUACCGGGACCAGGCGGAUUUUGUGGGCGUGACCUCACCGGGCACGCUGUGUCGCAGCGAUGCAUCCGGCGCUGUGGCCGUGCUGCAGCGCGCCGUGACGCUGGAGUCGUUCUCCGUCCUCCUGGCGCAGCUGUUGGGGCGCAGCCUGGGCAUGGGCUUCGAUGACGGCCGGGGCUGCCGCUGCCCCACGCGAGCCUGCAUCAUGGAGUCAGCAGCACUACACAUCAGCGGGGCGAAGGCCUUCAGCAACUGCAGUGCUGCGGACCUGGAGCAGUUCCUGCGGCAGAACCCGGAGUGUCCCUUCCUCAGGACCCUGCUGGUGCACCCAGGCCCCAAAGCUGCUGACUGUGGCAAUGGCGUGGUGGAGCACGGCGAGCAGUGCGACUGCGGCGGUGCUGCGGCGUGUGCCAAGGAUGCGUGCUGCACUGCGCAGUGCAAGCUGAAGCCCGGCACAAAGUGUUCCUUGGGACCGUGCUGCGAAAAAUGUCAGUUCAAGGCUCCCAACACCCCGUGCCGCCCCCCGGCCGACGCGCAGUGCGAUCUGCCCGAGUUCUGCAACGGCUCCUCUGCCUCCUGCCCUAAUGAUGUCUACGUGCAGGACGGGCACGGCUGCGAGCACGGCACCGGCUACUGCUACCAUGGGCACUGCCAGUCCGCCGAGCUGCAGUGCCAGCGGCUCUACGGGAGAGGUGCAAAAAACGCCCCUUUGGCAUGUUAUGAAGAAAUCAACAGUCACCAGGACAGGUUUGGGCACUGCGGUAAUCACCCGAAGGAUGGGUACCAGCCCUGCUCCUGGCUGAAUUUGGGCUGUGGAAAGCUUGUCUGCGCAUACCCGAAUCGAGUUCCCUUCACUAAAUUAAAGGGUGCCAUCAUUUAUGCCCAAGUGCAAGAACAUCUGUGUGUGUCAUUUGAUUUAAUGCAAGCACCCACUGAGGCAGAUCCUAUCCUGGUUAGGGAUGGCACAAAAUGUGGUCCCGGAAAGGUUUGUAUGAAUGGCACGUGCCACCCGCACUCCAUUCUGAAGUAUGACUGCAAUGUGCAGAGAAAAUGCCAUGGGCACGGGGUGUGCAAUAACAAGAAGAACUGCCACUGCAACCCGGGCUGGAGCCCACCCCACUGCAGGACACGGGGAUCUGCAGUGGGCGGCAGCACGGACAGCGGGCAGCAGCUGCAGGAGCUGAUCGGCCAUGACACAAAGGAGUUUCUCAAGGGUACAACGAAAAACAUGCUGCUGCUGUGCUUCUGCCUCCUCGUCCCCCUCCUCAUCUGCAUCGUCAUCCUGGUGGUGAAGUGGAACCAGCUGAUGCGGCGCUGUGCCAGGAGCAAGACGGAAGCCGCGGUCUCUGCCGCCGAGGACACCGGUAGCAGCGCGAGCACAGAGAGCAGCGGGAGCAGCUGCAGCUGCGGUGCGGGGACGGAGCCGGAACCGAAGCAGGAGAGGGGCUCGGGGCUGUGCGCGGGGGAGUCCCUCGAGCAAUAAAGACGUUGAAGCAAC
Messenger RNA from Numida meleagris (helmeted guineafowl), 4146 nucleotides. RefSeq names its product disintegrin and metalloproteinase domain-containing protein 32-like. The coding region runs from base 61 to 4131 and encodes 1356 amino acids. Gene Ontology annotation, molecular function: metalloendopeptidase activity. Gene Ontology annotation, cellular component: plasma membrane. Gene Ontology annotation, biological process: proteolysis; binding of sperm to zona pellucida; cell adhesion. NCBI's taxonomy places the organism in Eukaryota, Metazoa, Chordata, Aves, Galliformes, Numididae. The transcript has 35 exons. The record is from RefSeq and is a predicted model, not a curated record.